AAGAAUAUAUCAUAGUAACAUAGUGAGCAAGCGCGCAUAUUCAACGACUUUUUUGGCUCCAAAUCCAAUUCUUUAAUUCUAAAGUACCAGGACGCCAGCUUGGACCAAACCAGUAUCAUCACCACCUACAACUACAAAAACCCAUCUCUGAAAAAACUCCAUCCUCAAAUCAAUCCCCACCUUCCCAUUCCCAAUCUCUCUGUGUGAGAUUUCAAGUUUUGGGAUUUUGGGUUUUCUUCUCCUCUUCAGAUCUCGAGAUGGGUACCUUGGGGACUUUGAUGAAACAUCCGGAUGACAUUUACCCGCUUUUGAAGCUCAAAAUGGCAGCCAAGAACUUAGAGAAGCAGAUCCCUCCAGAGCCCCAUUGGGCUUUCUGUUAUUCCAUGCUUCACAAGGUGUCUCGUAGUUUUGCUCUCGUUAUUCAACAGCUCGGCACUGAGCUUCGUAACGCUGUCUGUAUAUUUUAUCUGGUUCUUCGAGCUCUAGACACUGUUGAGGAUGAUACAAGCAUUGCAACAGAUGUCAAAGUCCCCAUCUUGAUAGCAUUUCAUCGUCAUAUAUAUGACCGCGAUUGGCAUUUUUCAUGUGGUACAAAGGACUACAAAGUUCUCAUGGACCAGUUUCAUCAUGUUUCAACUGCUUUUCUGGAACUCGGGAAAGGUUAUCAGGAGGCAAUUGAGGAUAUUACCAAAAGAAUGGGUGCAGGAAUGGCAAAAUUUAUCUGCAAGGAGGUAGAAACUGUUGAUGACUAUGAUGAGUACUGCCACUAUGUAGCAGGGCUUGUUGGUUUAGGUUUGUCCAAGCUUUUCCACGCUGCUGAUAAGGAAGAUUUGGCCUCGGAUUCUCUCUCAAAUUCAAUGGGCUUAUUUCUUCAGAAAACAAACAUCAUUCGGGAUUAUUUGGAGGAUAUUAAUGAGAUACCGAAGUCUCGCAUGUUUUGGCCACGUCAGAUCUGGAGUAAAUAUGUUAACAAACUUGAGGACUUGAAAUAUGAGGAAAACUCAGACAAGGCUGUGCAAUGCUUGAAUGACAUGGUCACUAAUGCGUUGAUACAUGUGGAAGAUUGCUUGAAGUACAUGGCUGCUUUAAGAGAUCCUGCAAUAUUUAAAUUUUGUGCCAUACCUCAGAUCAUGGCAAUUGGCACGCUGGCAUUAUGCUACAACAACAUUGAGCUCUUCAGAGGUGUAGUCAAAAUGAGGAGGGGCCUUACAGCAAAAGUCAUUGACCGAACAAAAUCAAUGGAUGAUGUCUAUGGUGCUUUCUUUGAUUUUUCUUCCAUUAUAAAGUCCAAGGUUGACAAGAAUGACCCUAAUGCAACAAAAACAUUGAGCAGGCUGGAAGCAGUACAGAAAACAUGCAGAGCCUCUGGAGCCCUGAGCAAAAGGAAAUCCUACAUCGUCAAGGGUGAGCCGAGCUACAAUUCAACUCUGAUUGUGGCACUGUUUAUUAUAUUGGCCAUCGUUUACGCUUACCUCUCUGCCAGCCCAAGAAUCUAAUAGUUUACAUUUAAAAUAUCCCAAGACAUAAAUGGCUGGUUACAAAAGUACAGGCCUUGUUCCAUCAAACCAAAGUAGUUAUUUUAUAUUUUUUAUGCAAUAAUGACAAUGCUGCUACGGUUGUAUAUUCGAUAUAAAGUCGCUUGAAAUUAUUGAUGUAGCUUUCAACACCAUUAGCAUAGUUAUUGCUGACAUACAAGUGAGCAUUUGUGCUAAUUUUACGAAGUUAACAUUUGAUUUGACCUAAACCUUGUUCCAUCUUGAAAAAG
Prunus mume (Japanese apricot) is the source of this 1765-nucleotide messenger RNA. Lineage: Eukaryota; Viridiplantae; Streptophyta; Magnoliopsida; Rosales; Rosaceae. The record is from RefSeq and is a predicted model, not a curated record.